AUGGUUCAUUACAAUGUGAGAUUAGAGUUUGGGCUGCAUUUAGAGAAGCCCAUUGUAUUGAAAACUGCCCAAAGGAUAUGUCAGCUGAUGGAAAAUACAGCUUCUACUGUCCUCGAAAAUUGUGAGGAGCUACUGGCAGAGGAGAACCUUUCAAUGGGCAGUUGGAAACAGAAGAUGGGCGGCCAGGAGGACAGAGAAGAGAGGGAGAAGAACCAGGAGAAGGAAGACUCACAUAACUUAGUGCCUCCAGCACCACAGCACCCCAGGCGAAACCGGGACCACAACUGGAAGCAGCUGGGGACAACAGAAUGCUCCACCACCUGUGGGAAAGGAUCACAGUACCCUAUCUUCCGCUGUGUGCACAGAAACACACACGAGGAGGUUCCCGAGAGCUACUGUGACUCCAGCAUGAAGCCGACCCCAGAGGAGGAGCCCUGCAACCUCUUCCCCUGCCCAGCCUUCUGGGACAUCGGGGAGUGGUCCGAAUGCAGCAAGACCUGUGGCCUGGGCAUGCAGCACCGCCAGGUCCUGUGCCGCCAGGUGUAUGCCAACCGCAGCCUGACGGUGCAACCCUACCGCUGCCAGCACCUGGAGAAGCCGGAGACCACCAGCACCUGCCAGCUCAAGAUCUGCAGCGAGUGGCAGACUCGGACGGACUGGACCUCGUGCUCAGUGCCCUGUGGCGUGGGACAGAGGACCCGAGACGUAAAGUGCGUGAGCAACAUUGGGGACGUAGUGGACGACGAGGAGUGCAACAUGAAGCUCCGACCAAACGACAUCGAAAACUGUGACAUGGGCCCCUGUGCAAAGAGCUGGUUCCUCACUGAAUGGAGCGAAAGGGUGAGCGUGCCCCAGGCAGAGAUCAGGGUGGGGAUCAGCCGUGUCACAGGAUUUCCCUGA
This is a messenger RNA of Rattus rattus (black rat), 900 nucleotides long. RefSeq names its product thrombospondin type-1 domain-containing protein 4-like. Gene Ontology annotation, molecular function: metalloendopeptidase activity. The record is from RefSeq and is a predicted model, not a curated record. The transcript is spliced from 6 exons. Lineage: Eukaryota; Metazoa; Chordata; Mammalia; Rodentia; Muridae. The coding region runs from base 1 to 900 and encodes 299 amino acids. Gene Ontology annotation, biological process: extracellular matrix organization. Gene Ontology annotation, cellular component: extracellular matrix.